UAUUAUAUACAUUUACAGAGACGUUUUCAUAUCAGUUUAUAGUGCGCGCGGAAGGAUAUCUCUGCGGUGUAUAAAUACGGCUGCGCCGCGCCCUACGUGUUCAUUCCUGACUCAGCAUCCAGAUCAAUCUCGUCUCUCAGCGGUGGGAACAAUUUGUUUUGUCAAGAUGCAGAUCUUUGUGAAAACCCUCACUGGAAAGACCAUCACCCUGGAGGUGGAGCCCAGUGACACAAUUGAAAACGUGAAGGCCAAAAUCCAGGAUAAGGAAGGCAUCCCUCCCGACCAGCAGAGGCUGAUCUUUGCCGGAAAACAGUUGGAAGAUGGCCGCACCCUGUCCGACUACAACAUCCAGAAGGAGUCCACCCUCCACCUGGUGCCAAAAUCCAGGAUAAGGAGGGCAUCCCACCCGACCAGCAGAGGUUGAUCUUCGCUGGCAAGCAGCUGGAGGAUGGGCGCACCCUGUCCGACUACAACAUCCAGAAGGAGUCCACCCUCCACCUGGUGCUCCGCCUGAGAGGAGGAAACUAAACUAAUCCGCCUUUGUGUGCCAACAAGUUUAGCCGGUGUUCACACACUAGUUCAUUCCUUUAAGCUUGCAGUUCCAGAAUUCUUUUUUAAUUGAGCUCUACUCUUCAGUGAAACUGAAAUUAAAAUGUUUGCUUCUGUUUACAAAGUGUUCAAGCUAAUAAAGGCAAAUUAAAGCACAA
Molecule: messenger RNA, 707 nt
Organism: Oryzias melastigma (Indian medaka)
Lineage: Eukaryota; Metazoa; Chordata; Actinopteri; Beloniformes; Adrianichthyidae
Gene: ubc
Product: ubiquitin C
Biological process (GO): modification-dependent protein catabolic process; protein ubiquitination
Cellular component (GO): cytoplasm; nucleus
Molecular function (GO): protein tag activity; ubiquitin protein ligase binding
Source: RefSeq, a predicted model, not a curated record